This is a messenger RNA of Anguilla rostrata (American eel), 4530 nucleotides long. It is a transcript of the gene dhx37, whose product is annotated as DEAH (Asp-Glu-Ala-His) box polypeptide 37. The record is from RefSeq and is a predicted model, not a curated record. NCBI's taxonomy places the organism in Eukaryota, Metazoa, Chordata, Actinopteri, Anguilliformes, Anguillidae. Gene Ontology annotation, biological process: maturation of SSU-rRNA from tricistronic rRNA transcript (SSU-rRNA, 5.8S rRNA, LSU-rRNA). The coding region runs from base 195 to 3650 and encodes 1151 amino acids. The transcript is spliced from 28 exons. Gene Ontology annotation, cellular component: intracellular anatomical structure; nucleolus. Gene Ontology annotation, molecular function: ATP binding; RNA binding; helicase activity.
CCGCUGUCUCUCACGGUCGGUCAUUUCACGGUAUUAGCUGAAUUUCCUGCUGGACCAUUCUUUGAAAAUACAGUUGCAGCCACGGAACCUUUAUUCAGUUGCACCAAAUCCUCUUCAACUACACACGUGUGUUUUUAAACAUCAGAGGAUUUGGCAGUGCAUAGCCUGCUUGGGUUCCAGCGUGUGAUACAGAGAUGGGCAGGUUGAGGAAGAAACACAACUGGAAGGGAAGAACACAGAAUGAUGCACAGCCUCCACCAGAGGAACAGAAGAGCGAGGCGGUGUUGGUGGAGCUCAAAGACAGUGACACCUUGAAGGGAGUUGAUGAGAGCAACGUUCUGGUCCUCCCAUCCACUAAAGCGAAGAAGAAAAAAGUCAUUGAAAAACCCGUCCCAAGAAAGCAGCCCCUGACCAAGAAGCAGAAGAAGCACCUACAGAAAGUUCUGGAGCUUAAAAAGAAGAAAUCUCAGCGUGCAGACAUUCUGACCAAAUUGGCGGAGGUGCAGCUGCCUGACUCUGAGAUGAAGAUGCUGUACACCACCUCUAAACUGGGCACUGGGGACAAACUGUACCAGGGCAAAAAGAAUGUGGAUGAGGUGGAUGAAGGGGUACCAAGCAUUGGGAAGAUCAACAGUCUGAGUGGAGCCAACCGCAAAAGGAAGAGGUGGAAAGAGGAGGAGGAGGUAGAGGAAGAAGAAGAAGAGGCGCCUGAAGACAGUGACAGCACUGAUUCAUCCUCGGAUGAAGAGGAACAGAAGGGUGGAGUGAUGGAAGACUCCAAAAUCCACACACCUGAGGUGCCAACUGGUCCUCCUCUGGAGAAAAUGGCAAAGCCAGCCGAGAAGCUGGCAGCCGAAAAGGAGGCAGUUCCAUCCCCAUGCCCCAGGAAAGAGGACUCCCAGCCUGCAGUCUUCAUACCUGUGGACAGGCUACCAGAGAUUCAGGAAGCUCGUCUGAAGCUGCCAGUGCUGGCGGAGGAGCAGGUGAUCAUGGAGGCAGUGAGGGAGCAUCCGUGCACGGUGCUGUGUGGUGAAACGGGUAGCGGAAAGACCACUCAGGUCCCGCAGUUCUUGUACGAGGCCGGCUAUGCCAGUGGGAGCGGCAUCAUUGGCAUCACGGAGCCGAGACGAGUGGCUGCAGUCAGCAUGUCUCAGCGAGUGGCCAAAGAGAUGAACCUGUCUACAAGGGUGGUAUCGUACCAAAUCAGAUACGAGAGAAACGUGACAAGCAACACCAAGAUCAAGUUCAUGACAGACGGUGUACUGCUCAAAGAGAUACAGAAGGAUUUCCUGCUACAGAAGUAUAGUGUGAUCAUCAUUGAUGAGGCCCACGAACGCAGCGUGUACACCGACAUUUUGAUAGGCCUUCUGUCUCGCAUUGUGCCACUUCGGAACAAGAAAGGCCUCCCCAUGAAGCUGCUGGUGAUGUCGGCCACUCUGCGUGUUGAGGACUUCACGGAAAACCGGAAACUGUUCCCUGUCCCCCCACCAGUGAUCAAGGUGGAUGCUCGUCAGUUUCCUGUCACCGUCCACUUUAACAAGCGCACCCCCGUGGAGGACUACACUGGGGAGGCCUUCCGCAAGGUCUGCAAGAUCCACCGCAUGUUACCCCCUGGGGGGAUUUUGCUGUUUCUCACUGGCCAAGCAGAGGUUCAUUCUGUCUGCUGGAGGCUGAGGAAAGCCUUUCCCUUCCGGCCCAACAGCACUGAGACAGAGAAAAACGAGCAGGACAAUUCUGAGGAGAUGAGGCAGUUCAAGAAGGCCAAACAGAAGAAGACUGUGUCCCUGCCCCGUAUUGACCUGGACAAUUACUCGGCACUGCCAGUGGACGAGGGGGAUGAGGAUCGGCAAGCUGGGAUUGGUGAUGAGGAGGAAGGCUCCGACCUGGACCUGGAGUUGGGGGACGACCCAGGAGACUCAGAAGAGAAACCCGACUCUUCACUUCCCCUCUACGUCCUCCCACUGUACUCUCUCCUGGCUCCUGAACAGCAGGCCAAGGUCUUUCGUCCGCCACCGACCGGCACCCGACUGUGUGUGGUGUCCACCAACGUGGCUGAGACCUCCCUGACCAUCCCAGGCAUCAAGUACAUAGUGGACUGCGGCCGCGUCAAGAAGCGUUACUACGACCGCGUCACCGGCGUCUCCUACUUCAAAGUCACCUGGACUUCCCAGGCCUCAGCCAAUCAGAGAGCAGGGCGAGCAGGCCGCACGGAGCCUGGCCACUGCUACAGGCUGUACUCCUCUGCAGUUUUUGGGGAUUUUGAGGAAUUCUCUGCUGCAGAGAUCACACGUCGACCCGUAGAUGAACUGGUCCUGCAGAUGAAAGAUCUUAACAUUGAAAAGGUGGUGAACUUUCCUUUUCCCACGCCUCCCUCUGGCGAGGCCCUGAUUGCUGCGGAGCAGCUGCUGCUGGCCCUGGGUGCGCUGGAGGAGCCGCUGCAGACGGGACGGCUGAAGGCAAUGGAAAAGGCACGCCUCAGCUGUCCCAUAACCCCUCUGGGCCGGGCCAUGGCCUCCUUCCCCGUAGCGCCCCGCUACGCCAAAAUGCUGGCGCUGGGGAAACAGCAGGACUGUCUGCCCUAUGUCAUCACCUUGGUGGCGGCCAUGACGGUCAGGGAGCUCUUCGAGGACUUGGAGAGGCCUGCAGGGAGCGAGGAGGAGAACUCCAAACUGGCCCAGAGGAGAGCUCGUCUGGCCCAGAUGAGGCGGCUGUGGGCAGGGCAGGGGGCCUCGCUGCAGCUGGGGGACCUCAUGGUCAUGCUUGGUGCAGUAGGAGCCUGUGAGUUCUCUGGCUGCACCCCCAAGUUCUGCGAGCAGAACGGGCUACGCUACAAAGCCAUGCUGGAGAUCCGUCGCCUGAGGGGACAGCUCACCACAGCAGUAAACGCUAUUUGCCCCGAGGCAGCAGUGUUCCUGGAUGCCAAAAUGGCACCCCCUACAGAGGGGCAGGUGAGGUACCUGCGACAGAUCGUGUUGGCUGGGCUUGGCGAUCACCUAGCACGCCGGGUUCAAGUUGAAGAGCUGCUGGACCCUAAGUGGAGGAACGGGUACAAGACCCCACUAUUGGACGAGCCAGUGUUCAUUCACCCCUCAUCAGCUCUGUUCAAGACUCUGCCAGAGUUUGUGGUGUACCAAGAAGUUAUGGAGACCUCCAAGAUGUACAUGAGAGUGGUGUCUGCGGUGGACCGUGACUGGAUCCCUCAACUUCUGCCCAUGUACUGCCAUUUUGGGAAACCUCUGGAGACCCCUGCCCCAAGAAUCUGCCCUGACAGUGGAAGAGUCCGGUGCCACCGUGAAAGCACCUUCUUUCGAGUUGGCUGGCAGCUCCCUGCUGUAGAGGUGGAUUACCCAGAAGGCCUUGAGCGCUACAAAUUGUUUGCCAAGUUCCUGCUGGAGGGACAGGUAUGUCCAAAGCUGGGGUCUCAUGCCAGUUGUUUGCUCUCGAGUCCCUCUACUAUGCUGAAGACCUGGGCUAAGCUGCAGCCCCGUACUGAGGCCCUGCUGGGGGCACUGGUGUCUGAGAAGGCAGACUGCAAAGCAGCUCUGCUGUCAGCAUGGAAGAAGAAUGAGAAGUAUUUGCUGGCACCUUACUGCCAAUGGCUUCCUGAAGCCAAACACCAGGAAGUGGCUAAGAACUGGCCACCUGUCUGACCAGGUGGCUAACUGACCACGUCCAGCGAGUCACCUGCCGGCAUCUCUUCAACUGCUCAUCUCCCGAGUGGCCACACAUCCUGUUGGGAAAUGAGGCCAAAGUCGUCCAUGCAUUCUGGCUUUUUGUACUGUUGUUUUCAGCAGUUUGUGGGGGCUCAGUGUACUGCUGAUCAGCUGGCUCCUUUUGCAUUGUUGCCUGAAGGGUUUGUAGUAUCGCUCUUUUGUUACUACCUUUUUAACCAUUGAAAAUUGCAAUGAUCCUGCCAGCACCAUCUUAAUGAGAAUUUCUGAAUGUUUGGUCUUUGUAAGACGUUUUACCAUCUGUAAAUAGAAUGUAUUCUGCUUAAAAAUAAUGAUGAAAUUUGCAUUAAGUGCAUUGAUUUCAGGUUAUACUAAAAUAAUGAGCAUUUACAUUCCAAUUAGGAAUUUAUCAGAUGCUCUUGUCCAGAUCUACUUGCACAGCUUACAUUUUUACAUACAGUCCAUUCAUACAGCUUGAUAUUUAGUGGUGCAUUUCAGGUUAAAUUCCUUGUUCAAGAAUACAACAGCAGUGCCCCAUCUGGAAAUGGAACAUGCAUGUUCACUUGCAUGUUCCAGCUUGAUAUUAGAAAGUAAAACCGCUCAGUAUGUGGAAGUCCUCAUAAAUUCACUUUACAUAAACUGCUUUAGUUAGUGGAUGAUACAGAAGUUAACACAUUGCAUCAUAUUUUAAUUAAUCCAUUGAAACAAAGUGUAUUGCAGUUGUGUAAGCAGGGGAUACGUUGGGCUAGAAUCAUCCACAACAGCUGUCCAACCUCUUCAGUAAAUAAAAUUGUCCUUGAAUUUGACCAGUCGCUUUACAGAUGAUGAAAAUUUGCAACAUGACUUCCAAACUAAUCUA